CCAGAGUCCAUCUCACACCCCUACAAUCCCAACCCAAUCCCGAACCCAGCUCAACCACCAACAAUGCCAACAGCAAAACCAACCGGCUCCGAGCCAACAACCACAAAGCAAACCAACACACGCCACAGCGAAUCAGGCUGGCACCCAAACCAUACACGCACAAUAAGCGCAACAUCCUCCAGCUCUACAACAUCGCACACCUCAUCCACCACCUCCGACUCGGACAGCUCAACCCCCGAAAUCGACAUCGCAAACUAUCCAAGCGGAAAAAUGUCCCUCAGCGGAAUCUCCCUGCGCGCAAUGCUCUUAGGUACAACCCUAGGCCUAACAACCAGCCUAACCCUGCUAUUAGCAACAACAAGCACAAACCCCCUCUGGCGCGUGCCCUUCUUCAUCGCCGCCCUGAGUCUCUUUCAUUUCCUCGAGUUCUGGGUAACAGCACGAUACAACACGCGCUACGCGACAGUCUCUGCCUUCCUGCUAUCAUCGAAUGGGUGGGCCUAUAAUGUCGCGCAUGGCUCUGCUGUUGUGGAAUGUUUAGUGUCGCAUACCAUCUGGCCGGGACAAUCGAGAAUUGCGCGGAUGCUUUCUGUGCCUGAGCCAUUUUUUGGUGGGGAUGUUUCGUUGUUACUGGUUGGGGGCUUUGUGUUGUUGGUGAUUGGGCAGGUUGUUAGGACGAUUGCUAUGGCGCAGGCUGGGGGAAAUUUCAAUCAUCAUGUUCAGAGUCGACGGCAGGAGGGUCAUGUACUUGUUAAAGAGGGGCUUUAUCGGGUUCUCAGGCAUCCGAGUUACUUUGGGUUCUUUUGGUGGGGGCUUGGGACGCAAUUAGUUCUUGGGAAUGUUGUUUGUUUUGUUGGGUACGCACUUGUGCUUUGGAGGUUCUUUUCCAGUCGGAUUAAGCGUGAGGAGGCUUACUUGAUUUCCUUCUUUGGUGAUGCGUAUGUCCAGUACAGGAAGGAUACCCCUGUGGGAAUCCCUGGUAUUUGA
Molecule: messenger RNA, 987 nt
Organism: Penicillium antarcticum
Lineage: Eukaryota; Fungi; Ascomycota; Eurotiomycetes; Eurotiales; Aspergillaceae
Product: protein-S-isoprenylcysteine carboxyl O-methyltransferase
Exons: 2
Biological process (GO): C-terminal protein methylation
Cellular component (GO): endoplasmic reticulum; membrane
Molecular function (GO): protein C-terminal S-isoprenylcysteine carboxyl O-methyltransferase activity
Source: RefSeq, a predicted model, not a curated record